GGUUACUACAGGAGCAAUGAGUUCAUCAUUACCCAGCAUCCUCUGCCUCAUACCACAAAAGACUUCUGGAGAAUGAUCUGGGACCACAAUGCACAAAUUAUUGUUAUGCUGCCUGCCAACCAGGGACUGGCAGAGGAUGAGUUUGUGUACUGGCCCAGUCGGGAGGAGGCCAUGAACUGUGAGGCGUUCACUGUCACCCUCAUCAGUAAAGACCGACUCUGUCUGUCCAACGAGGAACAGAUCAACAUCCACGACUUCAUCCUGGAGGCUACACAGGUAACUUU
Messenger RNA from Notothenia coriiceps (black rockcod), 284 nucleotides. Its product is annotated as receptor-type tyrosine-protein phosphatase gamma-like. NCBI's taxonomy places the organism in Eukaryota, Metazoa, Chordata, Actinopteri, Perciformes, Nototheniidae. The transcript is spliced from 2 exons. The record is from RefSeq and is a predicted model, not a curated record. Gene Ontology annotation, molecular function: protein tyrosine phosphatase activity. The annotation marks the transcript as partial. Gene Ontology annotation, biological process: protein dephosphorylation.